Molecule: messenger RNA, 1507 nt
Organism: Cladophialophora immunda
Lineage: Eukaryota; Fungi; Ascomycota; Eurotiomycetes; Chaetothyriales; Herpotrichiellaceae
Exons: 1
Coding region: 71-1411 (446 amino acids)
Biological process (GO): biosynthetic process; amino acid metabolic process
Molecular function (GO): transaminase activity; pyridoxal phosphate binding
Source: RefSeq, a predicted model, not a curated record
CCCCCCUUGAUCUCCUCCAUUAUCUCUUGCUCGGAUAGAACCAUAUCAACACCCAUUUUCCUGCGCAACAAUGUCCCGCCCUCUCCCGGGGGUGGCCAGUCUUUCCCGCCGUGCUCAAGAGUGCACCAAACCCCCGCAAACUCCGCUGUGGCAUAUCUACACCGAUCAGUGGCAUCCCUCCGCCGACCCGGGGGGGUAUGUCAACGUCGGCGUGGCGGAGAACACCCUCAUGCACGCUGAACUGGAAGCCUACAUCCAAACUAGCACUCACGUCCCGCAAGCGGCGUUCACCUACGGCGACGGGCCGCGGGGAUCCAAACGGCUUCGCAAGGCGGUGGCGCGAUUCCUCAACCGCCGCCUGCGUCCAGUGCUCCCGCUGGAGAUGGAGCACGUCGUUGUCACGAACGGCGUCUCGCAUUCGAUCGAGCAUACCUCGUGGGCCUUCUGCAAUCCGGGAGACGGCUUCCUGCUCGGCCGCCCACACUACCGCGCGUUCAUCCCGGACAUCUCGCUCCGGCCCGGCGUCGAGGUUCUCACGGUCUCGUUCGGCUCGAUAGAUCCUAUGAGCGCGGACGCCGUCGCCCGGUACGAAGACGCCAUUCUGGCGGCGCGAGACCGGGGCGUCCACGCAAGGGCGCUCAUGCUGUGCUCGCCGCAUAACCCACUCGGGAGAUGUUACUCCCGCGACGCCCUCGUCACCUACAUGCGCCUGUGCCAAAAGUACCAGAUCCACCUGGUCAGCGACGAGAUAUAUACCUUUUCGACCUGGACCAACCGCCACGAUUCAUCCCCUCCGCCCGUCGAGUUCAUCUCGGUCCUGUCGAUCCCCGCGGAAGGCCUCAUCGACCCUCUCCUCGUCCACGUCCUGUGGGGGAUGAGCAAAGACUUCGGCGCCAACGGCCUGCGCGUCGGAUACAUCAUCUCGCAGCACAACGAAGCCUUCCGCGAGGCCCUGCUCGAGGUCGCCAUCUAUUCCUACGCGUCGUCCGUCGCGGAGCACAUCGCGGCCAACAUGCUCGAGGACGAUGCGUGGGUGGACAACUAUAUCCAGACGAACCAGGACCGGCUGGCCGAGUCGUACGGCUUUGCCGUCGAGUUCCUCAACAGCCAUCACAUCCCCUACACCCCCGGCGCCAACGCGGCGUUUUUCCUCUGGGUGGAUCUCGGCAAGGCGUACCUGGAACGACACCCCGAACGACGGCCGAGUGCCAGUGCGGCGCAGCUUGACGACGGGGCGAGCGCCGAGAUCAUGCAGCUGCUCAUGCAGAACAAAGUGUUUUUGGGCAGCGGAGCGGUGUUUGGCGCAGAAACCCCGGGACUAUUUCGCCUGGUCUUCAGCCAUCCACGACCGUACAUAGAAGAAGCGCUGAAGAGGAUUGCAAAAGCGAUGGGAGGUCUCGAUGCCGAGUAAAGGCGAAAGAUUAGAGAAAUUCUUGAAAGAGAAUGUAGAGGUCAUAGCAUAGAGUCGUACACACAUCCGCUCAAAUCAAUGCCGUUUCUAGACCCA